Molecule: messenger RNA, 9786 nt
Organism: Bipolaris oryzae ATCC 44560
Lineage: Eukaryota; Fungi; Ascomycota; Dothideomycetes; Pleosporales; Pleosporaceae
Exons: 2
Coding region: 1-9786 (3261 amino acids)
Biological process (GO): fermentation
Cellular component (GO): membrane
Source: RefSeq, a predicted model, not a curated record
AUGGCGGGAAUCGUCGCGGAGCCCUUGGAUCCCCGCGACGGCUUCAACUGGAUCUUCCUCGUUGAACUGCUCAUAUGCGGUAUCCUGACCAUUUUCUUCCUCUUCUACUUCAACCGCCUGUUCGCGACUCUUGUCGCAUACGCCAUACGCGCAUACACAUGGCGUGCCUUCAAUGCCUACAUUGACAUCACCGCCCUCCAAGUCUCGUUGCUUGGCGGCCGCCUCUUCUUCAAAGACAUACGAUAUCACGGUCAUAAUGAGACGAUCCUGGUACAUGGCGGGUACAUUACCUGGAAUUACUGGCUGCGUCGCGUCAAAGAUGCUGGUGUCUAUACCGAUGAUGGCUCUGCACCUGGAAGUGACAGCGCCAGUCACUCUUCGAACACCUCCCGUACCAGAUCCGGCAGUGCCAGUGGCAACUUAGACAAGGCAGAAAAAGGAGGCAAGCAGACGCGGAAGGAGCUGCCAUGUCGCUUCUCAAUCAAAGUGUCGGGAAUCGAAGCUUUCUUGUACAACCGCAGCCCUGCCUACGACGGUAUCAUCGAAGCCGUGCAAAAGAAGGCCGAGAGCGAUGCCGCACAGCAAAAGACCCCCGAAGGUUCCGUUUCCGGAUCGGAACUGCCAGAAAAGAACGAACACCACCACCACUACCAUAACAAGCUGAAAAAGUCACAUACCCAAGCCGAAAAGAAAGUCCCACGCCAUGAUACAAGCCGUUCCACUACAUCUGGCCCCACCAAGCCCGACCUUCCCGCUUUCCUCAGGCUGCUCCCGGUCCAUGUCGACAUUGUCAAAGGCGCCAUCGUUGUCGGGAACGAGCACACGCUAGCUGUUAUGACUGCGCAGUUUGAAAAAGCAACCGGCACUCUCGAUGCAUCGACUAGCGGACCCCUGGAUGUGUAUCAGCAGCUGUUCAGUUUCCAAAUCACCCAUCCCGUGAUCCACAUGAAGCCUAACCCCGACUACAAGAUCGCACAGCUUGAUUCCGCCGUACAGUUCAAGCAAGAAGUUGCUGAGGGUUCCUCGGAAGGUAGCAUUAUUGAAAAGGAAGCCAGUCAUCGGAGGCAUUGGCGCUGGUUGAGGAUUCCAAGCCUCUUUCGUUUCUUUUCAAAAGAUAACGAUUCAAUCCAUACUCACACUAAAAAUAGCUCCGGUAACCACAACCCUCCUCUGAAUUCCCAGUGGACGUUUCCCGGGCGCGAGCGUUGGAAAGGACUGGCGCGCUAUCUUGACGAUACCACCAACGAUGGUCACGGCGAGUGGGAUGGCAUCGAGUAUGCAAAGACAUCCUUGAUCGCCGACUGCCCGUGUAUCAAUAUCUCCUUCUACUGGGACGUACCAGGCCCUGUGCCGAAUGGCAUGGACCACAGUAAGUAUGUGGACCCUGCGCGUCCAUACGACAUGAACGGAUGUGCUCCACCAGAUUAUGGCAUGGACAUACAGAUAUUUGGUGGCAUAAUCAACUAUGGUCCAUGGGCAGACCGACAUCGUGGUGUCUUCCAGUCCAUCUUCUUUCCCGCUUCACGCGUAGACGCUAUCCCUUCGACUCCCCUGAAGCCCGGAGACCUUCGUGUGCUCUCUGUUUUCAAACUCUAUCUCAGCAUCGAAGAGGAAACGGUACUGCGUAUUCCAAUUCGUGAAUCUUCAAAAGACUGGAAAUGGAAAGGCAAGGCUCAUACCUUGGCGGCACAUGAUAAGCUUGGGGAGAACAAGGGUAAAGCAAAGUCUCGAAUCAGGCGGGGAAAGCGUAGAGAUGCUACUAGGUCGCAGAAUGUUCGCCCCUUUGCAUGGAUCGACGUCAAGAUAGCUGAGAAAUCUACUGUCAACUAUGUUAUGGACAUGUACGCCUCCGAACACGGAUAUCAAAGCAAAGUAGACGUGGAUGUCCCAAGCACCGAGAUAUCGUCGAGCGUGAACCAUGGCCUCUUGUGGCGCUCUGGUGCACUUGCUGUUGAUUGCGACUUAUCCAACCCUCUAGGCUGGAACACCCUUCGAAAGUGGCUGUUCAAUAUCAAAUGUCAAGACUUGGAACUUUUCUUGCUCCGAGAUCACAUGUUUCUGAUUAUGGAUCUCGUUGCUGAUUGGGGAACUGGUCCGCCGCCCGACUAUUUCCUCUUUGUGCCCUUUCAGUAUCUACUCAAUGUCGACUUCACCAACUUUAAGAUAUAUCUCAACACGAAUGACUCCAACAUCAUCAACAAUCCAGCCGAUUUAGAAGACAAUAACUUUGUCAUCUUGUCCGGCAAGGGGCUGCAGGGCGAUGUCUUCAUACCACUCGACAAGUUUCGACCACUUCAGAAUGAGAUCAAAUUCGACGUCAAAGGCCAAAACCUAGGUCUCGAAAUCUUGAUGCCACCAAAGAACACGCUGCAGACAUUUGUGCAGUCACCAAAUGUGGCAUACCUUGGCGGCCUAACGUUAAGGGGUAGCCAUACCUUCAUGGCUGAAACGUCUCCGAUGAACACCGAUAGACUCUACAUGGACAUUCAAGGUCAUAGGCUUAACCUUGAACUUUACGGCUGGCUCAUACACCAUUUCAUAAAGAUCAAAGACAACUAUUUUGGCGAUGACAUGCACUUCAAGACACUGGAAGAGUUCCAGGGGCUCCCAGCCGCCAACAUCACUGCAGAAGGGGCAUCUCCGAAUGGUGAUGCAUCCAGCAUCUCAAACGACCUGGAUGUAAUCCUCUGUGUUUCUGCGGACAACGUCUGUGUACUACUACCCGCCAAUCUCUACUCCGCUGAGCGUGGCAUCCGAGCGGAUCUCCCAUAUGCUUCUGCUGAUCUAAGGUUUACAAACUACUACAUGGACUUGAUGGUAAAUUUUAGUCCAAUUAGUAUUGCUCUUGGGGGCUUGCUGCCAGACACUGAUGUACCCAACGAGUUUUCAAGUGGCCGGACUGAACUUUUCGUCGAUUCAACAGUCAUCUAUGGACACCGUCUAUUCGGAUUGCCACCACUUGAGCCAACCUACCUCUGCAACUGGGACUUUGACGUCGGUAGGAUUACCGGAGACUGCACGUCGGAGUUUCUCGAGGUGGCAGCAGGAGCGGCACGUUCGUUUGCCUUCACGCUCGACGAUGAUGAGAAUACGUUGCCUCUCACAGAAAUACCUAUCAUCCACGAUACUACCUUCCUCCGCCUCAGGACACAUGACAUUGGCAUCUGCAUACAAAUAGCAAAAGAGGCUAUUAUGUUGAAGACAAGACCUGUGUCUUUGAACUUCAAUGACCUUGCGGGAACUACUUUCUCCGAGCGUCUCCACGUUAUUGUGCCUGACCUGACCAUCAUCGCUGUUCCAUCAGAGGCUGCAUCACACCACCGAGUGCGGUCUAGAGACGGGGAAAAUGUUGUGCCUCAGGCUUACCUCCAGACUACACUCUCGCUUGACUUGUUAACGCGAAAGCUGGACUUUUCGGAAGAACGCGCACGCCAGCAGGCCCACCUAAGAAUGCACGACCAACGGACUCAGCGCACUGGCUUCAUUCUCUCCGGUGACCAGAGCUCUUUUCGUCUAGAGGAUAGUAUGAGAAACAAUCUGCGUCCACCUGCUAUGCAGUACCCCGACGUGCCUCAUCCCAUCUUCCUUUAUGGGCCGCCGAGUGGCCAAGAUGGUUCGUUUACAUCUUCCAGCUUGUCUUCAGUUCGUUCGUCUACUACAGGGCGAAGGUUACGUCAAAAGAGCAAGCAAUCUUCAUCAGCCUCAUCCUUUGCUGACAGUAUUCGAUCUACUCUUCGUCGUAAACCAGGUGAUAGAGCCAAAGGCUUUAACGAAAGCGGGGCCCUGCUUGAAGCUUCACCAAAAUACUCAAAUUACGAACGUCACUCCCAUGUGCUACCUGAAACCGGCGACAGCCAGGACCAGGGUUGGGUUCCCUCAUCUAUUGCAUUCUCUAGCAAUUUGGCUGCCCCUUGCUUUGUUUUUGAGCAAUUAACCCCAGAUCUUUCCGAAGUGCCACUAUUCCCUGCAAUGCCUGCUAUUCAACAACAAAAGAGCAUGAACGACGUUGUGUUUGAUGACGUGGCAGCUAAGCGUUUCGAUGAGAGUUUCACGCACACCAGUAUACUGAUCAGUGCCCAGCCAGGUAUACGGGGGUAUUGCACGCCCAAUUUCAUUACCUGUGUUGCAGAAUUGAUUGAGCUGCUUCAGCCUAGGCGACCUGAGGAUCUACUAGAUGACUUCCAACACAGUGUCAUGAGUAAGAUUCUUCAAAACCGAAAUCGACUAGAGGGGAAAGGCAGCUCACUCGAGUUCAAUAUUCGCAUACCGUUCACCCACGUCAGGUUCCAGCACAGCUUCCAAUCCCAUUCUGUUCAAGAGACGGGUCAGAACCAGUACGAUGUUGUUCUCAAUCGACUUGGCCUUACGGCAAGACUCAAGAAAUUUCCGGGAGAGCGAGCUGGAGAAGACACCAUGGCGCUGCACUCAACGCUGGGAUCUCUUGGUCUUUCUGUGGCUGAGCGCGCUCUCGGCACUGCUACUGGAGACGUUGCAAUCCAGGCUGAGAUGAGAGAGGUCUUGUUCUGGAUGUUUCAAGGCAGAACGACAUCGUUAAACGUGUCUUUUCGGACCUUUGAAAAUGCAAUGGCGAGCAAGAAGGUGGACUAUUUGGCAGCACUUAUUCAUCGUACGGCACUCAUGACUGAGAUGACAAUUCAUCAGUUCGCUGAAGUCGAUCAAAGAUAUCAGCAGCGAUUGCGCUAUCUCGCCUGGCACCUCAGCUGUGCACAAGAUCAGUAUGCGGAUCCAGCAUUUCUCACCAAAGCGUCGUACGCUCUACGCGCAACAAGGGACCAUCUACGCAGUCAUGACUCAUGGAAGAUUAUUUCCAGGUUUCGCUAUACAUGGCAGUGUCUGCCACAAGCCGAAAAGGGCAUUCUCCUAAGCGAUUGCUCCCGCCCAGAUGUGACAUCUCCAGAAGAUGCUGAGCAACAAAUUAUUGCAAUGUUGGACCAGUGGCGGACAUGGGAUCUCGCACACGUGAAGAAAAGUCUGGCAAUUCGAUUCCUCUUUGGAUAUCUGGAAAAUAAAUUGCCAACGCCAGAAUCAGCGCCUUUGUACAUUGAUAUCAAGUCUGCUGAGAUCAAGCUGACAGUCGAUCCUGGUCCACGGCAAAGCGAGAUCUCGCUGGGGCUUUUGGCAAUCAAUGUUGCGUUAUUGCCUCCUACCCAGCCCAAUGGACUUAUGCUGGUCGACUCCGAGGAUGUUCCAAGAAAGACUACAAUUGUUCAAAUAAGCUCAAGAAAAACCGCAUUCCAUAUCCGGUGGGAAAUUUGUGAGCUUGCCGAAUCCUUGCUAAAGCUUUUUCAAAAGGAGAAUAUCAAAGCAAUCGAGCAGGCCAAAUCAACACCUACCGAUAAACUCCCAGGACUAGCUACCACGUCCGAUCAUGAUCUGCAGGUGGUAUUCGCGGCCGACAAGUUUCAAAUCACUCUAGACACCUUCAACCUCAAGAGUAUCAAUACUGCUCAGAAUAUGCGCUUCUCUUUUCUCGAUGCGGAUAGUAGGGCAUCGAAACUGGGUGAAACCUUGUCUGCUCAUCUGCAUGUUGACGUAGCUGUGAGUGAGCUCAUCUCGCGCUCACGUCUAGUUGCCAAAACUCAGUCCGAACGACCGAGUAUAGAUUUCGCAAUGACAGAGCAGAGCAGCGCGGAGAGGUUACCCAACGAGAUCAAGGUAGCAGGAACAAGCCACAGAAUUACUGUAAAGGUACAAGAUGAUGUACUCGGCCUAAUCGAACUCGCAGAUAGGGUGCUCAAAGAUGAGGUGGCAUAUUUCCAUCGUCAGUCUGCAGCACUACAAGAGAUUGCAAAAGCAGAUCAAAAACUCGAAACGCCCAAAGAAGAUACCUCACAGCUUCCAAACAUCUCUCUAGCGCUGUUCAUGGACUCAUACCAAAUUGAGCUUGCUAUAUUGCAGCCUUGCGGCUGGUCGAUUACGGGUUCGUCUGGACGCAUUGCCGUUGUUCCAGCUCUCGGGAAGCGCAUCACACUACAGGUUGAUUACGAUCUCGAAGCCAGUCUUCACAGGCUAUACAGCACAUCAAAGGAGGGUUCUCACGUUAUCAGUUCAGUCGAGCUGCCACCACUCAAUGGAAGAUUGACUAUCAAACAAAAUGAAACUCAGACAAGAAUUGUUGCAUCGGGCAUUGUCGAAAAGGUACACGUUCAAGCUUCAGAGAUUCAGAGCCUGAUAUCUACUAUCAACAAACCUGAGAUGGCACAAAUGUUCAAGGCAGUCCAGGACGAUAUCGGAGUUUUGAAGACUCACAUUGGAGAAAUGUUUCCGGCUUCUGCAAAAUCACCAGUUCCGCAACCUCCAACCUCUUCUCGAGACACCUUGUUCACUGUGAAGAUGACAUUCCAUGGAAUGCACAUAGCUGCAAGUGCUCCAGGUCAAGGCAAAGAUUCACCAACGGCAAAUCUUGCGUUCAGGCUUUCGACCGUACAACUCAACGCUACGAACAUCGAUGUAGAUCAAAGCAUUAUGCUCUAUCCCGAGGCAGUCGUGCGAAUUCACGAGGUCACUGUCGAUCUCAGUUUGAAGGAUCCCAACUCGGUUCGCCGCUGCGGCAACCUGACCUUCAGCGCAGUCUUCCAAGCCACAACCGAACAGGAAUCCGAGCCUACGCGUAGGGUUUACCGUUUGCGAAGCUCGGGUCUGGAAGUGAAUGCAUUCGCGGACACCGCAUCUGCUGUUGUGGAUGUCGUGAAUCAUCUCCAGGACCGAAUCAAGGAUCUGGAUCUCUCCAAAGAAAAGAGGUAUCUGCGACGCCUUCGACAUACUAAGAGUAGAAUCUCUCAGCGACGCGACCGUAGCCUCAAACAGCAUGCAGAACAAGACGCUGAGAGUGACUCUUCUGGGGCCCUCUUUUCGUCCACAUACUCUUUGGAACUUCUCGACCUACAAGUCAGCUGGAUCGUCGGUAAUUCAGUCGCCCCUUUCCCACAGAACGAGAUUCAGGAUCUUGUGCUCUCCUUUGGAAGAAUCGAUUUGUCGACGCAGAAAGACGAUGCAGCACGGUUGAUGAUCGAAGACAUGCGGCUCCAGAUGGUACCAGUAUCGGCAAACAAGAAGGACCGCUCACUGAACUCAGCAUUGCUACCCAAAAUGGUCUUCAAUGUUGCAUAUGCUUCUACAAAGGAUACACGUAAACUCGCAUUCUUUGCUGCCGGAAAGUCUCUUGAUCUCCAGCUGGACUCGCAUUUCGUGUUGCCUGGGAACAUCAUCGAACAAUCAAUUUCUCUUGCCGGGAAAAAGUUCCGUGAGGCCUCUGCAAACUGGAGCAUGACCCCUACGACGACUGGUGCACAAAGAAAGAAUCCUUUUGGCAACAAACGUCUGGCUUCAUUGACAGCUGACGUCAACUUUGCUGGAGCUGUAGUUCAUAUCCACGGUAGCGAUGCAGCGCCAGCCCAAGGCUCCUCUGGUAGAGCUCAACAGAAGGGAAGGUACAGCCAAUUUGUGGGUGACGAGUCAAAAAGCAGCAUGGCUUUGCGUGCGCCUGGCGUGGCGGUCCGGAUUGAGUACAUGGACGAUGGCAGUGAUCCCUCUUUGAAUGCUGAGCUUCGUGUUGACGGAUCCACCAACACGCUGCUCCCCACUGUGGUGCCUAUCAUUAUUGAUAUCUCCGAUAGCAUCAAGGCAGUAGUCCGUGAAAAGGAUGACAAAGGAACAUCUGAUUCGCCUAAACAGCCCGAACAACCACAAGGACAAUCUAAGCCAGCUGCGAAACUUCUCGAGGACGAGAACAUCAUCACAGCCGACCCUGCCACGCUACUGGGCAGAACGAGGCUGAAUCUCGGACUUCGGAUAUGCAAGCAAGAGUUCAGUCUUAGUUGCCAGCCCAUCGCUCGCGUCGCAGCAAUUGCCAAGGUAGAAGACAUUUACAUCACAGUCAACAGCGUCAAGUCUCAAGAGCAUGGCCAUUUCUUCGCUGCAUCCGCCAUGUUUGAGAAGCUUCAAACUACUGUUCAACACGUCUACUCUCGCGAAUCUACCUUCAGCCUCGACAUGGAAUCUAUUGUUCUCUCGCUCGUGAAUAGUAAACAUCUCAACGGCACUAGUGGUAUUUCUGCUAUCCUUAAAAUCAACCCGACCGCUCUUCAGAUCAAUGCACGUCAACUGCAGGACUUUUUGCUGUUCCGAGAGAUCUGGAUACCCCCAGAAAUCAGACGAGCAUCCAAGCCAACACCAGAAAAUGUCAAUUCCGAGCCACAAGAGUACCUCAUACAACGCUAUCAGCAAGUCGCUGCGGCUACGGCCUUUCCAUGGAACGCCAACGUAGCCAUUGCAGACGUCAAGGUCGAUCUAGACCUAGGUCAAUCCAUUGGAAAGUCAUGGCUGCAUAUCCACAACCUGUGGGCAUCUUCCAAGAAGACUACUACAGCAGAACAGAAUCUUUGCAUUGGUGUAGAGAAGAUUGGCGUCGAAAGUACCGGCCGUACAAGUGGCUUCAUUGAGUUGCAUGAUAUCAAAGUACGCACUUCUAUCGGAUGGCCACUGCAGGACCCAGGCACUCGUCAAACGCCGCUCAUCCAAGCUUCAGUAGCUUUUCGUCAAUUGCGUGUCAAGACAGGUUUCGACUUUCAGGCCUUUCUCAUGGCGGAUAUUGCCGAUUUUGGUUUCAUGAUGUACAAUGUCCGUCCAGAAGGUGAAGAUGUACAAGACCGACUGGUUGCCAUUCUCGAUGGUGGCAAAGUUCACGUGUUCUGCCAUGCAACAAGUGCUGCGCAAGGUCUAGCACUGUGGCAAGCAGUUGAGCGACUGAUUCAAGACAACCAACAAGCAUACAAGCAGUCUCUCAAGGAUAUCGAAAAGUUCCUUCGCCGCAAAUCAUCCAUAGCCGAACCAUUCGAUCGUUCGCCAUCUCAGAGCCAGAUUCUCACGAAAUCUGACAAAGACAGCUUCAAGGCACCAAUUUCACUACACACGGAUGUGGUGCUGACGCUCCGCUCAAUACGCUUUGGUGUCUUCCCUUCAACCUUUAUAGAUAAUCAGGUCCUAAUGCUUGAAGCCGGCGACAUGCAAGCCCGUUUCGCCGUUGCGCUCGAAAAGAAAAACAAGAUACAUUCCAGCCUAGGCAUGACCCUAGGCCAGCUCUCCGUAGCCCUCUCCUCUGUACCAACACCCAAGAAAAGCAAGCCCGUCACCGAACUCGACGUCGAAGACGUCUCCACAAGCGUCAGCUCCGCCCGCGGCGGCACCAUUCUCCGAGUCCCCAAAGUCAUCGCAACAAUGCACACCUGGCAAGUCCCCAAAAGUACGCACAUCGACUACCUCUUCCGCAGCUUCCUCGAAGGCAAAGUCGACGUUGGCUGGAACUACUCGCGCAUCUCCUAUAUUCGCACCAUGUGGUCCAACCACUCACGCACCCUCGCCUCACGCCUCGGCAAACCCCUCCCAGAAUCAAACAUCAAAAUCAGUACAUCACAGACCCUGCAGGACGCCUCCUCUGAUAACGCUGACUGCGGCGCCUCGACCGCCGACAAAACAGCUAUGCCCUCGGGCCGUCCGCGUGCCCCCUCCACAUCGUCUGACAACCAAGAAAAGAUCACAGCGGUAGUCAAUGUUCCGCAGUCGAAAUACGAAUAUACGCCCCUGGAGCCACCGUUGAUCGAGACACCGCAGUUGAGAGACAUGGGUGAGGCGACGCCGCCGCUGGAGUGGAUCGGGUUGCAUAGGGAUCGCUUGCCGAAUGUUACGCAUCAGAUUGUUAUUGUGACGUUGCUUGAGGUGGCGAGGGAGGUGGAGGAGGCGUAUGAGAGGAUUUUGGGAAGUAGUUAG